Messenger RNA from Branchiostoma floridae (Florida lancelet), 2232 nucleotides. RefSeq names its product low-density lipoprotein receptor-related protein 2-like. Gene Ontology annotation, cellular component: plasma membrane. Gene Ontology annotation, molecular function: protein binding. The record is from RefSeq and is a predicted model, not a curated record. Bases 1 to 2232 code for a protein of 743 amino acids. NCBI's taxonomy places the organism in Eukaryota, Metazoa, Chordata, Leptocardii, Amphioxiformes, Branchiostomatidae. The transcript is spliced from 9 exons.
AUGGCGACCGGCUUGCUUCUGUUUGUAUGCCUGCUGUCCAUCGACCAUGCCUCUCCUCAGAUUGCCGGCACAGGGGAAGAGUGUCCCUUCCCGUGGGAGGUCAGAUGUGAAGGUAACGGUCCAUGCAUCCAUAAAAACUACCAAUGUGACACUCACCAUGACUGUCCUGACGGAUCAGACGAGGAAGACUGCUGGAACAAACAUUGCCCCGAUCCUUACUACUUCAGGUGUGAAAGUAGCGGUGCCUGUGUUCAUCCAUUGCACCAAUGUGAUGGCCCCGAUCACUGUCCAGACGGUUCAGAUGAGGCAGAUUGUUGGAGCAAGGAGUGUCCCUUUCACGACUAUCUAAGGUGUGAGAGUAACGGAGCCUGCUUCCCUCCAAACAACCAAUGUAACGGUAACAAUGACUGUCCUGACGGCUCGGAUGAAGAGGAUUGCUGGAGCGAUGACUGUCCGGAUGGAGAAUAUUUCAGGUGUGAAAGUAGCGGAGCCUGUGUCAGGGAAUCAAAGCAGUGUGACGGUCUCAUUCACUGCCCUGACGGCUCAGAUGAGGAAAAUUGCUGGAAUAAAGAAUGUCCCCAUCCCGACGAUUUCAGGUGUGAAAGUAGCGGGGCCUGUGCUCCUAUAUGGUUCGUAUGUGACGGCUUCAAUGACUGUCAUGAUGGCUCAGAUGAGGGGGAUUGCUGGAGCAAUGACUGUCCGGUUGUUGGAGAAUAUUUCAGGUGUGAAAGUAGCGGAGACUGUUUCCAUACAAGUACGUAUUGUGACACUAUCGAACACUGUCCUGACGGCUCUGAUGAGAAAGACUGCGAAGACUGCAGCGAUUCUGAAAAUUUUAGAUGUGAACGUAGCGGACUCUGUAUUUCUAAAAUGGGCCAAUGUGACGGGUUCGAGCAAUGUUAUGACGGUUCAGAUGAGGAAAAUUGUACGAGCAAAGAGUGUCCCAAUCACCAGGACUUCAAGUGUGAAAGUAGCGGUGUCUGUGUCCCACCAGAUGUGAAAUGUAACGAUAAAGAUGACUGCGACGAUGGGUCAGAUGAGCGAGAUUGCUUGAACAUUGAGUGUUCCCAUCCGGACGCUUUACGAUGUGAAGCCAGCGGGGCCUGUGUCCCUCCAGAGGACCAAUGCGACGGUGUGGAUCAGUGUCCUGACGGUUCGGACGAUGAACAUUGCACAGCCGACGAUUGUCCCCCGAACACCCAUUUCUGUGAGCGUGGUCCAUGCAUCGCAGACACCAGGCGAUGCGACGGCGUCACUGACUGUAAGGACGAAUCCGAUGAAAGCAUUUGCGUGUGCACCAGUGUCGAGUUCCAGUGUGAAAACAGCAGCAGAUGUGUGGCACCUUCUGGAGUGUGCGAUGGCGUCAUCGACUGCGACGACGCAUCGGACGAACUGCUGUGCCGUCCCGGGUUGAUUUUAACCAUGAGCCUGGCCGUGCCCCAAAAUAGCCCGCACUGUAGCCUAUUAAAAAGGGGCUGGCGUUUAAUUAUGAUCUACAUUUCUUCAGAGUCUUGUGCGGAGAAGGGACUAUGGCAGUGUGGCAGCGGCGUGUGCAUCAAUGACACCUCGGUGUGUGACGGAGACAAGGACUGUUUUUCUGGGGAGGACGAAGAGAACUGUCAUGGUAGGUUCUUACACGUACUAAAGAAAUCUUUGAAGCCACUUCCCUGCCAUGGUCUCCAGUUGGAGUGUGACGGGAGAUGCCUGCCGAAAUACCGCGCCUGUGACGGGCUGGGAGACUGUUCAAACGGGGAGGACGAGAACAACUGUACAGCCGGAGGUUGUGGAGCUAAGCAGUUCCCCUGCGCGGACGGCACCUGCCUAUUGGAGACUCAGCUGUGUGACAACCUGAUCGACUGCAGCGGAGGGGAGGAUGAGCACGACUGUGGAGACGUUCCACCUGCUGGAUUCCCGCUCGGAUUGGCCAGUCGGUACAUUCCCGAUGUUUACGUCACUGCCAGUUCCGAGUACAAGCCGGAGUUCGCCGCAUCCCAGGCUCGGCACACGCCUCCGACUACACCGGGGUACUGCUGGGUACCAAGUUCCGUGGUGAACCAAUGGCUUCAGGUUUACUUUGGCAAGACGACUGACGUCACCGGCGUGGUCAUCAGCGGAGGCGGUACGAACUGGGACCUGGGCAGUUGGGUGACGUCAUUUACACUGGCCUUCAGCAUGGACGGCGCUUUUUGGGUGCCGUACGAAGACAACAUGAGCAACAACGUGAAGGUUUGA